Molecule: messenger RNA, 1389 nt
Organism: Phaedon cochleariae (mustard beetle)
Lineage: Eukaryota; Metazoa; Arthropoda; Insecta; Coleoptera; Chrysomelidae
Source: the annotation of a GenBank genome assembly
AUGGCUUUAUUUCGUAGCAUAGCACCCACAAGAUUAGUCGAUUCACAGAAAGUUGCAGUCUUUCUGAGACAACUCAGUGAUGCAUCCACCGACCUCAAAGCUGUUUUGGCAGCAAAAGUACCCAAGGAACAGGAAAGGGUCAAGAAUUUCCGUAAAUCGCAUGGAAAUGAAAAAGUUGGAGAAGUCACAGUUGACAUGAUGUAUGGUGGCAUGAGAGGGAUCAAAGGCCUAGUAUGUGAAACUUCCGUUCUUGAUGCCGAUGAAGGUAUUCGAUUCAGAGGCCUAUCCAUUCCAGAAUGUCAGAAGGUCCUUCCCAAAGCCCCUGGUGGCGAAGAACCCCUCCCAGAAGGUCUCUUCUGGCUGCUCAUCACCGGCGACGUGCCCACCGAGGCGCAGGUGCGCGCGCUCUCCAAGGAGUGGGCGGAGCGGGCGGAGUUGCCCGCCCACGUCGUCCAGCUGCUCAACAACUGCCCGUCGUCGGUGCACCCGAUGUCGCAGCUGAGCGCCGCCGUCACCGUGCUGAACAGCGAGAGCAAGUUCGCGAAGGCGUACUCGAGCGGCGUGCACAAGUCCAAGUACUGGGAGUACACCUACGAGGACGCCAUGGACCUGAUAGCGAAGCUGCCUGUAGUGGCGGCCACCAUCUACCGCAACACCUUCAGGGACGGCUCCGGCAUCGGGGCCAUCGACACGUCCAAGGACUGGAGUUACAACUUCACCACCAUGCUGGGCUACGACGAGGCCAAGUUCAUCGAGCUGAUGAGGCUCUAUCUGACCAUCCACAGCGACCAUGAAGGUGGUAAUGUAUCUGCUCACACUGUCCAUCUGGUGGGUUCUGCACUCAGUGACCCCUACUUAUCAUUCGCCGCUGGUAUGAAUGGAUUGGCUGGCCCACUCCAUGGACUUGCCAACCAAGAGGUGUUGCUCUGGCUGCAAAAACUGCGCCAGCAAGUCGGCGACAAGGCGACCGAGGAGCAGCUCAAGGACUUCAUCUGGAAGACGCUCAAGUCGGGCCAGGUGGUGCCCGGCUACGGCCACGCCGUCCUCAGGAAGACCGAUCCGAGGUACACGUGCCAGCGGGAGUUCGCCCUCAAGCAUCUGCCCGAAGACCCUCUCUUCCAGCUGGUGUCUAAUGUUUACAAAGUAGUACCUCCAAUUCUUUUGGAACUUGGCAAAGUUAAGAACCCAUGGCCAAAUGUAGAUGCACACUCCGGCGUUCUCUUACAGUAUUAUGGCCUCAAAGAGAUGAACUACUACACGGUGUUGUUCGGAGUGUCGAGAGCGCUCGGCGUGAUGGCGUCGCUGGUGUGGGACCGCGCCCUCGGCCUGCCCAUCGAGCGACCCAAGUCCAUGUCCACGGCCGGGCUCAUGAAGGCUCUGAAGGCCUAG